CCACCGCGGAGCCUGCGGAAAAGAGGGGGAAGAAGAGAAAGGAAUUAAACAACGUGGUGCGUGCUAAACAAAAGAAUUUGUGGGUUAGAGGGCGGAGGGUGGCGAGCGGCUAGGAGAGAACUUUCUGGAUAUCCCUGCAUGUGUAUAAACUCAGCCCUGGCCUUUGAUGUUCUGCAACUGAUCAGCGAUCAGAUUACUGGCAUUUCAUCCCCCUGCUCGUCUGCCUUUGAUCUGCACGGUUAAUUUUAUUUUCCUGGAUUUGAAGUCUCGUCUGGGCUUGUGCUGACAUACGUUUUGGAGGAAGGUAGCAGCGUUUGGCACACAAGUGCUGGCAGGGAGAAACGAAGUUGCCGAAAGGAAUCUUCAACUAUAUAAAGACAUUUUAUAAGAGUGAUGGCUUUAAAUGUGCUGCUACGACAAGAGAAAACAUUUUUUAUCAUUGUAGUUCUACUAACUUAUUUGGCAUGUCAAGGGAUCUGUGAAACAGUAGACUGUAGACAACAGGAAUUCAGAGAUCGUUCUGGAAAUUGUGUCCUCUGCAAGCAAUGUGGACCAGGCAUGGAACUGUCUAAGGAAUGUGGCUUUGGCUAUGGGGAGGAUGCUCAGUGCGUGACAUGCCGGCCACACAGGUUCAAGGAGGACUGGGGCUUCCAGAAGUGCAAACCCUGCCUGGACUGUGCCCUGGUGAGCCGCUUCCAGAAGGCCAACUGCUCCGCCACCAGCGACGCUGUCUGCGGGGACUGCCUGCCGGGAUUCUACAGGAAGACAAAACUCGUGGGCUUUCAAGAUCUGGAGUGUGUGCCCUGUGGAGACCCUCCCCCGCCCUAUGAGCCCCACUGUACCAGCAAGGUCAACCUCGUGAAGAUCCCAUCCACAGCCUCCAGCCCCCGGGAUACAGCUCUGGCCGCCGUGAUCUGCAGCGCCUUGGCCACUGUCCUCCUAGCACUGCUCAUUCUCUGCAUUAUCUACUGUAAGAGGCAAUUCAUGGAGAAGAAGCCCAGCUGGUCUCUGAGAUCCCAGGACAUGCAGUACAAUGGCUCAGAGCUGUCGUGUUUUGAGAGUCCUCAACUUAGUGGAUCUCCCUCUAGAGCGUGUUGUCAGUGCCACCGGGACACAGCCCGGACCUGUGGGCCAGUUCAUCUGAUCCCACCCUUGUGCUGUGAAGAGGCAUGCAGCAUCAAGCAGCUGACUCUGGGCUGCAGAGCACAUUCCAAGACUGCUCUUCAGGACAGGAGUGCUGGUCCCCUGGGGGAUAUGAUGCCCACCUUCUUCGGUUCCCUUUCGCGGUCCAUCUGUGGUGAAUUUUCAGAUGCUUGGCCUCUAAUGCAAAAUCCCAUUUGUGGUGAUGCCAUCUCCUGCUGUGACUCUUAUCCUGAACUCACCGGAGAAGAUAUUAAUUCUUUCAAUCCAGAGAAUGAAAGUGCAGCAUCCAUGGAUUUACUCAGCAAUCAUCAGGAUUUGGCUGCUGGUGCUGUUUCAAUGCAAGCUCAUUCUGGAACUCUUACAGAAACUGCUCGUGUAUCAAGACAUAACAGCUCACAGACAGAACCCAUGCAAUCCUGGGAUACCCUAAUUACUAGAAGCCAACUGGAGCCAGAGAGAGGGGGUAGCAUUAACCUAAGCUCCCAAAUGUCUGUCCAGGAAGCUUAAAGGACUUGGCUUCUUCCUGCAGUCAAAGUGUAUACACUUCCAACAGAGCCAUGAUGGGUUCUGACUCCUCCGUGUGGGCUUAUAGACUGAGUACAGCCUGGCCCCUGAUGGCUUCUGGGGGAAGAAAUCAGUCUGAAACAAACUGAUGGCAUUUUAAGCCUUUCACCCAGUUGCUUCUGAGCCAGACCAGCUGUAAGCUGAAACCUCAAGGAAAAACCAGGGAGACCGGGCACUCGUGCAACUUUUCAUCUUCCUGUACAGGAAGCUUCUGUGCUGUAAGCCUGACUUCAAAGGCUGACAUUGCGUGGGCUGCCUGAGAGCUGACUGGCACCUAACAGGAACCAGAAGUGUGCCCAUGUGCAUUUUCAUGGUGAAUGUGGCUCUGUGGGGCCGAAGAGUCCAAAUAUACAUUUGUGUUCACAACUUCUUCCCAGGAAUAAUUUCCUAGAGUUGAUUCUCCUGCUAUAAGUCAAAGCCAGAUUAGUUACCUUAGUUUAUAUGGAGAAUGGUCUUUUUUAAAUGAGUGUUUCUGUUUGAUGAAGGUCACUUUAUCAUUAUUAAACUAAUGAACUUCAAAGGUUAGGACUGACUUCAGACUGUCUGUGUAAGCCUUUGGUGUAUUUGAUGAAGUUAACUGAGAAUCAGAGGAGAAUGGCUUCAGGACUUCCAGACUUAGCCCUU
This is a messenger RNA of Sorex fumeus (smoky shrew), 2331 nucleotides long. RefSeq names its product TNF receptor superfamily member 19 (gene TNFRSF19). Gene Ontology annotation, cellular component: plasma membrane. The record is from RefSeq and is a predicted model, not a curated record. The transcript is spliced from 10 exons. Gene Ontology annotation, molecular function: protein binding; signaling receptor activity. NCBI's taxonomy places the organism in Eukaryota, Metazoa, Chordata, Mammalia, Eulipotyphla, Soricidae. Bases 394 to 1650 code for a protein of 418 amino acids. Gene Ontology annotation, biological process: positive regulation of canonical NF-kappaB signal transduction; positive regulation of JNK cascade.